UUUAGUAAUUCUCGUGUGUCUCUGAACCUAGAAGCUAGAAGGAUAGAAGACAAUAAAAAAUCUCGGCACCCUGCACCCUUCCCCAUCUGGGAAAUGGCAGCCACGGCAUCCGCAGCAUCCGCUGUCUCGCUCUCAUGUAAACCUAUUCGCACUUCUGCACCCACUGAGCUUUCUUCAUCGGGGUCAUUGUUCUUCAGCGGCAACAAGACUGGGCUCAAACGGAGUUUUGGUCUGAGAGCUGCUAAGAUUAGUAGCAAUGGCAGAAAGGGCCUUUCUUGCAAUUCCCUGUUCGGGCUUGGGGUACCGGAGCUGGUGGUUAUAGGUGGCGUCGCGGCUCUUCUCUUUGGCCCUAAGCAAUUGCCCGAAAUAGGGCGCAGUAUUGGCAAGACUAUCAAGGGCUUCCAGCAGGCAGCAAAGGAAUUUGAAACAGAGCUGAAGAAGGAACCUGAUUCUCCACCUGACCCACAUGCUGAAGUUGAAGAACAUGGCCAAGAAAAUAGCAAAGAAACUUAGUAAAAUGCGACAACGAUCCCUUCAUUUGCUGCUGCUACUAGUUUUGCUAGCUAGAUAAGUCGUUCACUGUGGAUUAUUAGUCAUAUUUACUACACAUUGCCUUGUCAGCUUGCUUGUGGAAUAUACAGUAUGUGGUUUUAUUGGUUGAGUUCUUCUUACAGUAUAAUAGUAGAUCACUCUGUUCACUCACUAGCUACUGAGGCUUUUCUUUAUUUUCACAAAAUCAUUGUGUUAUUUAAUGAUUCCAAUGUUACUUCAUGUGGUUUUAAUGGGUC
Cuscuta campestris is the source of this 788-nucleotide messenger RNA. The record is from the annotation of a GenBank genome assembly. Lineage: Eukaryota; Viridiplantae; Streptophyta; Magnoliopsida; Solanales; Convolvulaceae.